This is a messenger RNA of Otolemur garnettii (small-eared galago), 3778 nucleotides long. It is a transcript of the gene TBX5, whose product is annotated as T-box 5. Gene Ontology annotation, cellular component: nucleus. The coding region runs from base 658 to 2214 and encodes 518 amino acids. Lineage: Eukaryota; Metazoa; Chordata; Mammalia; Primates; Galagidae. The record is from RefSeq and is a predicted model, not a curated record. The transcript is spliced from 9 exons. Gene Ontology annotation, biological process: cardiac left ventricle formation; cell fate specification; positive regulation of DNA-templated transcription. Gene Ontology annotation, molecular function: DNA-binding transcription factor activity, RNA polymerase II-specific; RNA polymerase II cis-regulatory region sequence-specific DNA binding.
CAUGGCUCCUGCAAGAGAUCUCAUUUCCCCCAGAACAACUUGGUUUCCUUCUAAUCGGGGUCUGGGGUGGACUGCGGCGAGCUGCUGCUCCCUCCUUUCCCCCUCCCUAAGAAAAUCGAUCUUGGCUUUAUUUGUGUCUUAAGUUCUCCACCCCCAUUCCCCCCGAGAGUCCUGGGUUUGUUUAUCUCUUUAUUUAUUUCCUGGGCCGAGGCGUCCCAGACUUGAGGCUGCUCAGACCCGGGACUGAUAGACGAAGACGUAGAGAAAUUAACCUCCUGCCGCUGCCCCCCAGUCAAGCGUGACAGCGUGCGGCCGGGUUGCGUGACUCGUGACGUCUCCAAGUCCUAUAGGUGCAGCGGCUGGUGAGACAGUCGGUAUCGCCUGGUUGCCUCUUUAUUUUAUUGGGGUAUGCCUGGUAAUAAACAGUAAUAUUUAAUUUGACGGAGACCACAAACCAACUUCGAGCUGGGAGGCGCUGUCUUGACAGAGGCUGAAAGAAAGCCUGGCCUACAGGGGUCUCUUUUGGGGGCUUCUUUUCAAAGUCUUCACCUGAACCCUCCUCCCCAGCCAGGAGCACUCCUGGCUUCUACACUGCAAAGAAGAGGUGGGAUUUUUGGAGAGCAGAACCUCGCCUGGGCACAGGGCGCCUGGUGCACCAUGGCCGACGCGGACGAGGGCUUUGGCCUGGCGCACACGCCUCUGGAGCCUGACUCAAAAGACCUGCCCUGUGAUUCAAAACCAGAGAGCGCACUAGGGGUCCCCAGCAAGUCCCCGUCGUCUCCGCAGGCUGCCUUCACCCAGCAGGGCAUGGAAGGAAUCAAGGUGUUUCUCCAUGAAAGAGAACUGUGGCUGAAAUUCCAUGAAGUGGGCACGGAGAUGAUCAUAACCAAGGCUGGAAGGAGGAUGUUUCCCAGUUACAAGGUGAAGGUGACUGGCCUUAAUCCCAAAACGAAGUACAUUCUCCUCAUGGACAUUGUUCCCGCUGAUGACCAUAGAUACAAGUUUGCAGAUAAUAAAUGGUCUGUGACCGGCAAAGCGGAGCCUGCCAUGCCUGGUCGCCUGUACGUGCACCCGGACUCCCCAGCCACCGGGGCACACUGGAUGCGGCAGCUUGUCUCCUUCCAGAAACUCAAGCUCACCAACAACCACCUGGACCCAUUUGGGCAUAUUAUUCUAAAUUCCAUGCACAAAUACCAGCCCAGAUUACACAUCGUGAAAGCGGAUGAAAAUAAUGGAUUUGGCUCAAAAAAUACAGCGUUCUGCACUCACGUCUUUCCUGAGACUGCGUUUAUUGCGGUCACUUCCUACCAGAACCACAAGAUCACGCAAUUAAAGAUCGAGAAUAAUCCCUUCGCCAAAGGAUUCCGGGGCAGCGAUGACAUGGAGCUGCACAGAAUGUCGAGAAUGCAAAGUAAAGAAUAUCCCGUGGUUCCCAGGAGCACAGUAAGGCAGAAAGUGGCCUCCAACCAUAGUCCUUUCAGCAGUGAGUCUCGUGCUCUCUCUACUUCGUCCAACUUAGGGUCCCAGUACCAGUGUGAAAAUGGUGUCUCCGGCCCCACCCAGGACCUUCUGCCCCCACCCAACCCAUACCCGCUGCCCCAGGAGCACAGCCAAAUUUACCAUUGCACCAAGCGGAAAGAUGAAGAAUGUUCCACCACAGACCAUCCCUAUAAGAAGCCCUACAUGGAGACGUCACCCAGUGAAGAAGAUUCCUUCUACCGCUCCAGCUACCCCCAGCAGCAGGGCCUGAGCGCCUCCUACAGGACAGAGUCAGCACAGCGGCAGGCCUGCAUGUACGCCAGCUCCGCACCCCCCAGCGAGCCGGUGCCCAGCCUGGAGGACAUCAGCUGCAACACGUGGCCGAGCAUGCCUUCCUACAGCAACUGCACGGUCACCACGGUGCAGCCCAUGGACAGGCUACCCUACCAGCACUUCUCUGCUCACUUCACCUCGGGGCCCCUGGUCCCCCGGCUGGCUGGCAUGGCCAACCACGGCUCCCCACAGCUCGGGGAGGGGAUGUUCCAGCACCAGACCUCCGUGGCCCACCAGCCUGUGGUCAGGCAAUGUGGGCCUCAGACUGGCCUUCAGUCCCCCGGCACCCUUCAGCCCCCUGAGUUUCUCUACUCUCACGGCGUGCCAAGGACCCUGUCCCCACACCAGUACCACUCUGUGCACGGAGUUGGCAUGGUGCCAGAGUGGAGUGAGAACAGCUAAAGUGAGGCCUGCUUUCCAACAGACAUUUGCCAGAGAGAGAGGAGAGAAAGCGAAGGAGAGAGACAGUAGCAAGGAGAACCCCAUGGACAAGAUUUUUCAUUUCACCCAAGUUUCACAUCUGCACUCAAGGCUGCUGGACGCUGAUCUAAUCAGUACCUUGAAACCACAAUUCAAAAAAUGUGACUUUAUCAUUUUGUCUCGAAACAUCAGGAAAAAAAACUCCCAACAUACAAAAAAAGAGUCCUGCCCCCCACAACCAUCACACUCCUCAACCAGCCACAUUCACACCACCUCCAGACGUCCGCCCUGAUUCCUUCUUUUGUGCUCUAGAAAGUCUUGCCUCAUUGAGUGUUUUAUCCUAGUGCGUAGUUGGAGUCUUUCCCUGUCUUGGUGUUAAUGUCGACAUUGUUAUAUAAUAAAUAAUAAUAUAUUUUUUCUUUCAAUUUUCUUAACGGGACCCAGUCCCUUAUUUGGGGGAGGUCCGAGACAAGUACGAUUCAAAAUAUAUACUUGUGGGAUUCCCCUCAAAUAAACCCUCAACCUAAAUUCGCCACCUGCCCCUUGAAUAAGAGAAGUACCUACCUCUGCCAUGUGAUGUUUCGGAAAAAGCCCCCCUAAGUCCCGAUUUUCUCUGAUCUUUGUCCUGCCUGCCCCAGCAUCACGGCACUCACACUUGUCUCAACUUCCCGACGGAGUCACAAUAAUGCCCGCCCCGUGUGGCAUCAUAUCCUAUUCAGCCCUGCUGUCUUCCCAGCUCCACGUCUGUCGCUAAAACGUGGCCUAUAGCUUCCUGUCCGGAAAGCUUGCUUUGAAAAACUUUAAAGACCUGGCUUACAUUCGGGCAGAACCCUGAUAAGCAGGGCAUAAGCUCUGUGCUGACAAGAGUUGUGAAAAAGCAGCCAAAGUAAAUAUUCUUUCUGAUGAUUAAAAAAAAAAAAAAAAGCAAAGCCAAACCCAAGCCUCCAAACCUCCAACACCGACAACCCAAAUGAGAUGCAGACAAAAUCCACAAUUCCUAAAGAAAGAGACGAGACACGCUCACCGAUCAUUCUCUCCAAAGAGAUCACGCCAACACCAAAUGCAAACACAAAACUGUGUUUAUUGAAAGCAGAAAACGGUAUUAAAAAAAAAAGUGUGUAAGUAAAGUGUAAUGGUAGGGUUCUUCAGAUGUAAUAUUUUACUGGUACUAUUUAUUUAUAAAUAGGAAUUCUAAUUAAGUAAUAACAUGGGAUGAAACCCAGCCUGAGAGCUGGCCAAGAGGUUUUAAUUUUAUUGAUACUCAAAACCAAGUUGUGUGUUUUUUUCUUUCUUUCGAAUGUGCUUUUGCUUUUUUGAUAAAAAAGAUUUUUUUUUUUAAACAGACCCUAAUAAAGAGAACAGGGUAAGAUGUGAGGCUGAGUGUGUCCGAGUAUGUGAGAGAGUGUGAGUAUGUCUGUCUGUGAAUGUCCCUUAUGUGAUUAUGUCUUUUUAUGUUGCUAAGGGGGGAGGGUGAGAAUUAAGUACUCGUGCCUUAUAUUUUUGUGCCAAUUAAUGCCUAAUAAAUACCAUGUGCUUAAAACAAGUA